Messenger RNA from Cottoperca gobio, 4312 nucleotides. RefSeq names its product G protein-coupled receptor 161b (gene gpr161b). The coding region runs from base 1000 to 2571 and encodes 523 amino acids. The transcript is spliced from 6 exons. Gene Ontology annotation, molecular function: G protein-coupled receptor activity. Gene Ontology annotation, biological process: G protein-coupled receptor signaling pathway. Gene Ontology annotation, cellular component: recycling endosome; plasma membrane. Lineage: Eukaryota; Metazoa; Chordata; Actinopteri; Perciformes; Bovichtidae. The record is from RefSeq and is a predicted model, not a curated record.
ACAUGCACAAUACAUUGCUUAAGCAACACUCUGUUUGUUUUUUUGCCUAAUAUAGAACAAUCAUAUACUUAACAGUAGACAGCAGACCGUUUUCCAGAGAAUACCACACAUUUUUAAUUGAAUCGGUACAGUAAGAAAAUAUAUUUGUAAACAAUUUCAACUGUCAAAGCAUAGCAGUAUGGAUCACAUGCAUUUCAUACUACUCACAAUUAGGUUUAAAUUGUAUGGCAUGGGCAUCCUGGUGACCUAGUGGUGUUAUACAUGUAUAGCACACAACAAGUUUCCUGGUGGUGAUAUUCGGGCAGAGUGCGCCGUCCAAUGGAAGUAGUCGGUAACGUCCCGGCUCUCUGAUUGGAUAACGUAAAAUGACACGCUGACGUGUUGUUGAUGUGCGGGAAGCUUUGAUCUACGUGGGUGGUCCAGCCAGCUCACCAUUCACACCACCAGCUUGUCAUUAAAGAAAUACACAUGCGUGCAUUGAUUUUUGUAAACUUGACAUUCACCAACUACAUAUUGCAUCUGAAACAUAAUAAAAAAGUACUUUUAAAUUGUUUUUCAGCACAUACUGUGUCAUGAUUAAAAAGCGCAUAGCUUGUAUACAAUACUACAACAAGUUACACACGUUAACCACGGGGAAAUAAAGUUAACUACAGCUAACUACAAUAUGAAAACAAGACUAUUCUCAAUCGGGGACCACCCACACACUGAAGGAGUCUGCGAUGAGAGUUGAAGCUGAGGAGGUGGGAGGAGGGCGCCAUUGCAGCCGCAGCUGGCCGUCUGGGAUUGAGGAGGGACAAACGUUAUCAAACUUCACAAUGUCGAGGAGGCUUUUUAGACAUUUUUUCGGCUCAGCAUUCAGUUACUGGUUUAUGCUGUGAAAACGGACAAGUAGAAUGGACGGUUUGCCUUUGAGGAGGACAAAAUGUGGACCCACAGCGCCGAACCAGAGCAGCAGUCUCCAACCAUUCCUUCACCUGUGUGGUGGCCCAGCCUCUCACCAUGAACACCAGUAGAAACUGUACCACAGUGGGGAAUGGUGAGGGUCUGGCUGCCCUGGAGUCGGUCUCCAUCGUGACCAUCACACUCCUCGCCUGCCUGGGGAACUUCUUGAUUGUGGUGACCCUCUAUCGCAGGCCAUAUCUGCUCACACCCAGCAACAAGUUUGUGUUCAGCCUGACCCUGUCCAACCUGCUGCUGUCCAUGCUGGUGCUGCCGUUUGUGGCCGUGAGCUCGGCAAAGAGGGAGUGGGUGUUUGGGGUGGUGUGGUGUAACUUUACUGCCCUGCUGUACUUGCUCAUCAGCUCUGCUAGCAUGCUCACUCUCGGAGCUAUUGCCAUUGACAGGUACUACGCAGUGCUUUACCCGAUGAUCUACCCUAUGAAGAUCACCGGAAACCGGGCAGUCGUCGCCAUCGCGUAUGUGUGGCUACACUCCCUCGUGGGCUGUCUGCCUCCUCUGUUUGGCUGGUCCUCCUUUGAGUUUGACUGCUUCAAGUGGACCUGCGUUGCAUCUUGGCACAGAGAGCCGAGCUACACGGCCUUCUGGGUCACCUGGUGCAUCCUUCCCCCCUUAUUCACCAUGCUGGCCUGUUAUGGAGUAAUUUUCCGUGUUGCCCGCAUGAAAGCCAGGAAAGUACACUGUGGGACGGUUAUUGUUACCCAGGUCGACUCCACUGGAGCUCAGAGAAACGGACGUAAAAACUCAAGCACCUCGACUUCAUCUAAUGGAAGUCGACGGAGCCUGGUGUAUGCAGGGAGUCAGUGCAAGGCCUUUGUCACCAUUUUAGUGGUGAUCGGCACCUUCCUCAUGAGCUGGGGACCGUAUGUCGGGGUGGUGUGUACCGAGGCUUUGUGGGGACAAGGGAGUGUGUCUCAGGGACUGGAGACUUUGGUAGCGUGGCUGUCUUUCUGCAGUGCAGUGUGCCACCCGCUCAUCUACGGUCUUUGGAAUAAAACGGUGAGGAAGGAGCUCUUGGGGAUGUGUUUUGGAGAUCGCUACUACAGAGAGUCGUUCGCCACGCGGCAAAGGACGUCCCGCCUCUUUAGCAUCUCCAACAGAAUAACAGACUUGGGUAUGUCCCCACACCUGACAGCCAUGCUGGCCGGUGGAGGGCAUCUGCUGGCCCCAGGGAGCAGCACAGGAGAUACUGGCUUCAGUUUCACUCAGGACUCGUGCACAGACGUGAUGCUGCUGGAUAACUUCUCUACGGACGGGUCCUCCCACACACAGCACCAAGGGAAUCCGUCCACGAAGAGGAGGAGCUCCGUCACCUUUGAAGACCAGGUGGAGCAAGCCAAAGCUGAAAUCACAUCCUCAGUUCAAGUCCACGCAGAGGUGCACAAAUCUCUCGACACCUUUGCCUCCUGUUUGGCGAAGGCUAUAGAGAGUGACGCUAAACUCACCCUGUUUGGUGAGGAUCUGGCUCUGCCGGGGGGGCUCUUUACGACCAGGGCAGCACCGAAACCCAGAUACCUGGACGGUCAGAGACUAAGGCUGGAAAGCAUCGAUGAAGGGAUCGUUAAAGAUGACCGAGAGGAAGAGGAGCAGGACGUGGAGGAAAAACUAGCCUGAACACAACAGGUCUGUUAAUUUGUUGGACGCGUUUUAUAAACCGUACUCAGUUCAUUCGGGAACUGCAAAGGUUUCAGCCCGUUCAGAGUGAUCUGUGGUACCCCAUACUUGAAAUGAUUAGGAUACAGGAAGAGGCACAUUAUUCAUUCCUCUAUGUUGGACCAAGUGCACAGCGUUCGUGUCUUUGCAAGCUUUUGUAUGGAUUCAUAUAAUCAAAUAGGAAGCCUUUACUACUGUAACAUAAAUCAUCAGAUUGUUGUAGUCAUUUGUUUAUUGCAAGUCUUCAGAAUCGGCCUCAUUAGGGGUAAAAAAUAUGAAAAAAACAACUAAUUUCUAUCUUCCAUAAGACUUGUGACACUGCUAUCGGAUCAUUUAAAAAUGUCUCAUUUGUUGGUAAUCGGCAGGUGUGCAGGACCUUCAAUGUAACAACGAAGACAUUUGAAAUGGAGCCGAUAACUACAUUUUGAGUUCUUCUGGGUGAUGAUAGAAAUGACAAUUUGUUUACAUAUGUACAACUCGUUUGUGAUAAUUCUGACUAGUCAUCACACAAUAUUCUUACCAGACACCCUCAGUGAUUCUUUCUGGUGAAAUUUGACGGAGGAAAACACCUUUUUCACAGACGACAUUUUUGACAUGUCAGAGUAGGAAACAAAUCACAGGUGUACUAAUGAUCGAAUUUUCUUUUUUGAUGAAUUCCAUUUAGCUGCUUCAGUUUCAGGGUCCUGGUGUUGUGCAUGCAGGCUCACUGUUCGUGACUUACUAGGACACUUAAACAGCACAGAGCCAUCAGUAAUGUUAUUAUGAACACCUGAGCUUUUCCUACGAUGACAAGUCCAACUGUCUGCUGUGAUCAAAGGUAUAUUGAUAUGGAUUGAAAACAGUUGACUGAAAUCCUGUCCAAGGGCUAUCUCUGACUCCUACCACAGUGCAUGCUGGGAUAACUUCCCAACUAUGACCCUGAAACUAAUGUGUAUAGGAAAUGUCUGUUUUUUAAAACAGUAAAUUGUGUAUUGUAAUUCAAUAUAAGAAAACCUUAAACUUAUUAUAGUGAUACAGUGUGUAUGUAUCGCUCAGCCCUGAUCUAUUUAUAGUAUUGAUGGCACCUGCAGAGUAGAAACAGAGACAGUCCGGACAUUAUCUGCAGCAGUAAUUGCACUUGAACACGCGCUCGUGCUUGUUCUCAUAGAAACCACUCAGUGUAUCACAAAAGGCGAUUAUUACUGCGUUCAGCAUUUCUGCUUGCCACCCAAGGUAAAGCCGUUUAUGAGCAGUGAUGUAGUGAAUAGGACAUUAAAUAACAAUCAAAUGGAGUCCAAAAGUAUGGAACUGACUAUUGUAUUCAUGAGAAAUCAUUAGCAAAAGUCCACAUUUCAUAUGUGCUUACUGAGAAGUCACUCAAAUGUCAGGAAUAAAUUGCUUUAUCAUUGAAAAUCAACUCGCUGAAAAAUAAAUUGUGCUGGUCUUAAUCUACAACAGUGUCUUAGUAAAUAUUAAUUGGUACAUGUGGUUUACCUCAGUUUAUACACUCCACUGCUCCCUUUACUAUUAUGAAAGAAACUCAGAGAGGACAUUUGUAAUAAGUAGAGCGCUUCAGUCUUACCUCGUAUCGUCAUAUGUUUGAACUGUCCUAUACACCUGACAAGUGAUGUAACCUUUUGAUUUUCACUAUACGGUGAGUAUUGAAACAAAUAUUUGCAUUAAAGUUUUGUAUUCUUCUAUUAAAACUUUUUUUUUUACAUUA